GUUCCCAUGAAUUUUCCUGUUUCCUUUGAUGCGAAAGAGCGAGUAUCUGUUUACAUUAAUUAUUAUAUUCUUCGUCGAAUCUCGGCAACUUUAUAUAUAGUUAUUGUUCGAUCCAAGUUCAAUCACAGCUUGAAAAUAUUUUCUAUAAUUCUGUAAAGCAUUCUUGUAAGUGGGUUUUCGUUUUCAAUCCAAAAAAAAGCACCAAAAAUGACUUGGAUUUCAAUUUUCACGGGAAAAUCUGGAUUUGCUGCUUCUUCAACAGCUGAAGAUGUUACUAAAGGAAUCGAUGGAACUGGUCUCACCGCCAUUGUUACUGGAGCUACAAGUGGUAUUGGCUUAGAAACCGCGCGUGUGCUUGCUUUACGUGGGGUACAUGUCAUUAUGCCAGUAAGAAAUGUCGAAGCUGGUCAAAAGGUGAAAGAAAGCAUCUCCCAGAAAAUCCCUAAUGCUAAACUUGAGGUGAUGGAGUUAGAUAUCAGCUCACUGGAAUCCGUUCGAACUUUUGCAUCACAAUACUGUUCAAAGGGACAUCCAUUGAACCUCUUGAUUCUUAAUGCAGGGAUCAUGACUCCUCCCUUUUCUCUUAGCAAAGACAACAUAGAAUUGCAAUUUGCAACCAACCAUGUCGGUAAUUUCCUUUUGACAAACUUAUUGUUGGAUACCAUGAAAAAGACCGCAAGAGAAAGUGGGAUAGAAGGAAGGAUCGUUAUUCUUUCUUCAGAGGUUCAUAGAGUGACAUACAAAGAAGGCAUUAGAUUCGACAAAAUCAAUGAUGAGAAGAGCUAUAGCCCAUUUUACGCUUAUGGGCAAUCAAAGCUGGCUAAUGCAUUGCACGCCAACGAGCUCUCAAGGCGGUUGCAGGCUGAGGGGGCGAAUAUAACCGCCAAUUCGCUGCACCCUGGAGUUAUUAACACGAAUCUUGCACGUAACGGUGGCUUUUUCUCUGUGUUCCUAAAUGUGGCCAACAGUUUCUUGAAGAACAUCCCACAGGGAGCUGCAACAACAUGCUAUGUAGCAUUGCACCCACAAUUGAAGGGGGUAAGUGGGCAGUAUUUUGCUGAUAGCAACUUGAAUAAAGCAAGCAAGUAUGCUCUAGAUGCAGACCUGGCCAAGAAGCUUUGGGAUUUUAGUUCCAAGUUGACCAAGUCAAACUAAUAUGGUGGUGAAAGUGUUCUUUGUAAUUUAUGUACCAAAAUAAUAAUUAUACAUUUUUGUAGUAGUAACCAUGUUGUUCUAAUGGAUGUUUUAUGUAAUCAGUUUUAUAUUGAUAAAUGCACCUCAUCUUUAUCUCA
Cynara cardunculus var. scolymus (artichoke) is the source of this 1292-nucleotide messenger RNA. RefSeq names its product short-chain dehydrogenase TIC 32, chloroplastic-like. The transcript is spliced from 7 exons. The record is from RefSeq and is a predicted model, not a curated record. Bases 208 to 1155 code for a protein of 315 amino acids. NCBI's taxonomy places the organism in Eukaryota, Viridiplantae, Streptophyta, Magnoliopsida, Asterales, Asteraceae.